Molecule: messenger RNA, 689 nt
Organism: Camellia sinensis
Lineage: Eukaryota; Viridiplantae; Streptophyta; Magnoliopsida; Ericales; Theaceae
Product: succinate dehydrogenase subunit 7B, mitochondrial
Cellular component (GO): respiratory chain complex II (succinate dehydrogenase)
Source: RefSeq, a predicted model, not a curated record
UUUCUUCUUCCUCUACUUGGUUUCUCUCUCUCUCUCUCUCAACUCUGCUAUCGGCUGCAAUGGCGUUCUUACUGAACAAAACCACUAUUCUCUCUCCUUUACGCUCUCAUUCUCUGCACAAGACCCAGAAGGACUCGCUAUCUCUGUCGCGACGUGGAUUCCAUAUCCAACCAGGUCCUCGCGAGAACGCGCUAUUGGCAGAUGAUCCAUCAUUAAAGCAGUUCAAAUCACAUAAGAAAAGUGUGUGGCGACUCAAAAGAGUUGGAGAUGUUCUCACAAUUGUUGUUGUAGCUGGAUGUUGCUAUGAGAUUUAUGUCAAAGCAGUAAUGCGGGAAGCAGCUCAGAAACAAGCGGGUGGGAGUGCAUGAUGAAGUGUGUUUCUGUGAUUAUGUUGGCAGUGACAUUAGUCCUUUUUAUGCUUUUGUUUCGGAAUAACUCUAGAGGCACCGCAUAUUUCACAUCCUAUUCACAAACAUUGUGGGUCCAACACAUGCAUGAGUGGGACCGCCAAUGUUUGUGACUGGGGUGUGAGAAAUGGAGUGAAAUAUGCAGUGUCGGUAGCAUCACUGUUUGUUUUGCCUUUGUAGUGUUAAACAAAUAAUCAGGGCAAAAGUCCCAUUUUCAAGUAGUGCCGAAAACUUAAUGGAUUUUCAUUUCUAUAAUAGCUGUUAUGUAGGUGUUGUAUCAUA